GCAGUAGCAGUAAUAAUAUCAGCAAAUACUACAACUUCUACAACAACAUUAACAUCAACAACAAUAAAAAGCAUCACCAUGCGACUGGAUACAAAUUCAAAUGAAGAUUUCAAGCCGUUGGGUUCAACAUUUUGUUUAAUUAAACCAGAAACUUUACCCACCUGGGGUGGUUCAGCCAAAACAGAUACAAGACUGCCAAUAACUGAUUAUUCCACAAUAGGAGGCCCACGUCACAACUGCAGUCCCUUUCCCAUAUCCCGUGAUGUCAAUAAUCGUUUUAUCCUCUGGGACGGUGAUAUCGCCUCUCUAGAUGUGGACGUCAUAACCAAUACAACCGAUGAGACUUUAACCGAAAGCAAUAUAGUAUCGGAUCGUAUUCUAAGUGUAGCCGGUAAUCAAUUGAAAGAAGAUUUAGCUCACAAUGUUAGAGAAUGCCGUACCGGUGAAGUACGCGUUACAAAGGGUUACAAUUUACCCGCCAAAUAUAUUCUACACACAGUGGGGCCGUCAUUUAAGGAGAAAUUCAAAACUGCUGCUGAAAAUACUUUACAUUGUUGUUAUAGAAAUGUUUUAUGUAAAGCCAAAGAACUGAAUUUACGAACAAUUGCCGUUUGCAAUAUUAGCACCAAUCAGAAAUCUUUUCCAGCUGAUUUAGCCGCUCACAUUGCUCUAAGAACAAUUCGUCGUUUUUUGGAUAAAUUUACAACACAAGUGGUGAUAUUCUGUGUUAGUCCCCAUGAACGGGGUAUCUAUGAGGUGCUGGCACCUUUGUAUUUUCCUCGUGACAAUCUGGAGGAGCGCAGCGCAUUGUGGCAACUGCCGAAAGAUAUUGGCGGUGAAUAUGGUGAACCACAGCAUCCGGAUCGUCAGAUACGUAUAAUACGUAAUCCACAGCAUAGUGUUCUAAUGCGUCAUCAUGCUGACGACGAUUCGGAUAAUUGCCCACACGAUUUCGAAGGUGGUGGUUCGGAUCUAGAAUACGGUUUAUCCGAUUUUAAUGGUUUGCAUCUGAACUCGUACAGUGGUGGUAUGCAAGCAGAAAUACAGGCCGAUUUGGAUCGCCAACAUUUGUUGGGCGAUCGACCACGUAAUGGCGUCUACGAAAGUGUGGUUUCCGAUGGCAUUGAGGGCUUGGAACAUCAAGAAAGAUAUGAACGUCUCUUACAUCGUGCUCAAAAUGAAGAUCUAAGCGAAGUAUCCGGCAUUGGUUGUUUAUAUCAGAGCGGUGUUGAUCGUUUGGGCAGACCAGUGAUAGUGUUUUGUGGCAAAUGGUUCCCAGCACACAAUAUCGAUUUGGAAAAGGCCUUAUUAUAUUUGAUAAAACUCUUGGAUCCCAUCGUUAAAGGAGACUAUGUCAUCGCUUACUUCCACACAUUGACCACAACAAAUAAUUAUCCAUCAUUACAUUGGUUGCGUGAUGUCUACAGUGUAUUGCCUUACAAAUACAAAAAGAAUCUGAAAGCCUUCUAUAUUGUACAUCCAACAUUCUGGACAAAGAUGAUGACCUGGUGGUUUACAACAUUCAUGGCACCAGCCAUUAAAGCCAAAGUACACUCCUUGCCAGGCGUUGAACAUCUGUAUUCCGCAAUAACUAAAGAUCAAUUAGAAAUUCCCGCAUAUAUUACAGAAUACGAUAUGGCCACAAAUGGCAUACACUAUUUUACACCGCAAGCACAAACGACCACGUCAUAGACUACAAUUAUCAGACCAGAGGCUGUAUAAAAAUAAUAGCAACCCAAACGAAAAAAAA
This is a messenger RNA of Musca vetustissima, 1750 nucleotides long. RefSeq names its product protein GDAP2 homolog (gene Gdap2). The record is from RefSeq and is a predicted model, not a curated record. Bases 79 to 1692 code for a protein of 537 amino acids. The transcript has 13 exons. NCBI's taxonomy places the organism in Eukaryota, Metazoa, Arthropoda, Insecta, Diptera, Muscidae.